Messenger RNA from Entrophospora sp. SA101, 213 nucleotides. NCBI's taxonomy places the organism in Eukaryota, Fungi, Glomeromycota, Glomeromycetes, Entrophosporales, Entrophosporaceae. The record is from the annotation of a GenBank genome assembly.
AUGUCAGAAUAUGGUGGUUAUAGAUAUUUAAUAAAUAUGAAUUCUGUUGAAUUUAGUAUACAAGAGGAUGAUUCAUUAAAUAAUUAUGACUGUGAAAAUGAAUUAUCUGAUGAAAUGAAAUCUUCAAAAGAAAAUGCUGGAUCAGAUGAAAAAGGUAAUGAUAAUGACAACAUUAUUGUUACUUAUAAUAAAAACCUUUUUCAUCUCAAUUGA